UCGUGAAUAUGCGCGUGCGCGGCCGAGUGGCUGUCGGCUUCUGAAAGCACCGGGAGGUGGAAGUGAGUGAGCUCGGCUCCGGAUAGUAGAUAUAUAGGAGAAAUAGUUGAUUGCUUAACACCAUGUUAAGUGCAGGAAAAGAAAAUUUUCGGCUGAAGAGCUACAAAAACAACUCUCUCAAUCCUGAUGAGAUGAGAAGGCGACGAGAAGAGGAAGGGUUACAACUACGGAAACAGAAACGUGAGGAACAGUUAUUCAAACGUAGAAAUGUCACACAUACAGAGCAGGAAGAGGAAGAAGAUGAGGUAAUGAGUGAUAGUGGAUUCCAUGAGUCGCAAGUAAAUAUGGAUAUGGCUUUGACUGGAGUAAUCACGUCAGAUAUGGUCCAGAUGAUUUUUUCUAACAAUUCAGAACAGCAGCUGGCUGCUACACAGAAAUUUCGGAAACUUCUUUCCAAAGAACCUAAUCCUCCUAUUGACGAAGUGAUCAACACACAAGGAGUUGUGGAAAGAUUUGUAGAAUUUCUCAAAAGGAGAGAAAAUUGUACAUUACAGUUUGAAGCAGCAUGGGUUCUGACAAAUAUUGCAUCAGGAAGCUCGUUACAGACCCGUGAAGUAAUCAAGGCCGGUGCUGUGCCUGUUUUUAUUGAAUUACUAGCAUCAGAUUUUGAAGAUGUGCAGGAACAGGCAAUCUGGGCCCUUGGCAAUAUUGCAGGGGACAGCACCAUGUGCAGGGAUUAUGUGUUAGACUGUAAUAUACUGCCUCCUCUCAUUCAGCUGCUAUCAAAACCUAACCGAUUGACAAUGACUAGGAAUGCUGUUUGGGCAUUGUCAAACCUCUGUAGAGGGAAGAAUCCUCCUCCAGAAUUUUCAAAGGUAUCUCCCUGCCUCAGUGUUGUGUCCUGGCUGCUAUUCCUCAAUGACAUAGAUGUUCUGGCUGAUGCCUGCUGGGCUUUGUCGUAUUUAUCAGAUGGGCCCAAUGAUAAAAUCCAAGCAGUAAUAGACUCCGGAGUUUGCAGAAGAUUAGUGGAACUAUUAAUGCACUGUGACUAUAAGGUGAUAUCACCAGCUUUACGCGCAGUAGGGAACAUUGUAACAGGUGAUGACAUACAGACUCAGGUAAUUUUAAAUUGCUCUGCUUUACAGAGUUUAUUGCACUUAUUGAGCAGCCCUAAAGAAUCAAUCAAAAAGGAAGCAUGUUGGACUAUAUCCAAUAUUACAGCAGGCAACAGAGCACAGAUACAGGCUGUGAUAGAUGCCGAUAUCUUCCCUGUCCUAAUAACUAUUCUACAGACAGCAGAAUUUCGGACAAGGAAAGAAGCUGCUUGGGCCAUCACCAAUGCAACGUCAGGUGGAACUCCUGAACAGAUCAAAUAUAUAGUGGAAUUGGGCUGCAUUAAACCAUUAUGCGACUUGCUGACUGUUAUGGAUGCAAAGAUCGUUCAAGUGUCAUUGAAUGGUUUGGAGAAUAUCCUUAGACUGGGUGAGCAGGAAGCUAAACAAAAUGGAACAGGAAUAAAUCCAUACUGUGCUCUAAUAGAAGAGGCCUAUGGUUUGGAUAAGAUUGAAUUCUUGCAGAGCCAUGAAAACCAAGAUGUUUAUCAGAAAGCAUUUGAUCUAAUAGAGCAUUACUUCGGUACAGAAGAAGAGGAAGAUGCUAACAUUGUCCCUCAAGUCGAUCUUAAUCAGCAGCAAUACAUCUUCCAACCACAUGAAGCUCAGAUGGAGGGCUUCCAGCUGUAAGCACAAUCACAAAGAGGACUACUGACUCCACUUAAGACACACACCUCUCCUAGGGCUGUUGGGACUGACAAGUUCUUUUGGGGUUGGUGGGGUGGGGGGAGGGACACUGCACCUAUCACCAUGAUAAAGUUGCACCUAUACAGGUGAGCAAUGCUAGUAAGAACUUUGCUCAAUUAGCUGAAUGGUUCUUAUUAACAAAAGGUUGUAUGUAGGUGUAUAGAAAAGCACGUAUUUGCAUACAGCACACUCUACAAAGUUACAUUUGGGAACCACACAAAAAGUAUAUUAUAUAUGAAGGUUGUAUUCUUGUGUGUAUAAUAAUAUAUGUACAUAACAUUCAAAUAGGGGUUAGGGCAAACUCUGCAAAUUUGCACCACCUGACUCUUCCAUCUUAAAUACUUGUAUCCUUUGCUGUGGCUCUGUUCUUUCUAUUGUGAUGUUUAAUAUUGCUGAUUUUUUUUUUUGUUUGUAAAAAUCAAACUGGUGCAAUAUCAAUGUAGGUUAAUUAAUGGACUGUCUACCCAGUAAUACCCUCCAUUGAAUGACUUUCAUUUGCGUUAUAUAUAGUUAAUGACAAAUCUAUUAUAAAUGGAGUUGUGAUCAACCCUUACGGUAGUUUGAGGGGUGUCUGGGCUUGGUGUUAUGAACGUUACUUCCUGCUCCGUUUAUCAAUAUGACAAAUCGCACCAGUGACAAAAUCUACUGAACUAGUUAACUUUUACUUUGUGGUAAUUCUAAGCAUAAUGUAAAAGAUCCUUUUCUAGCUUCAUUUUAAAAUGUUCUUGUGAAGAUUAGACAAAAUGUCUGUGAAAAUUGGACAGAUUUUUGUUGGAAUUGUGAAGCAGUGAAAUUUAAGUUCAUAUGCAUAAGGAUCUGUGAUUGGUGAAUUAUAUUGCAUCUCUGAAAAAGUUAGCAAUUCAGCAUUAGGAACUAUUGGAACUAUGCUGGCAACAUAACCUGAAAUGGCUGGUAUACAGUAAGCCAUGAAGUCAUGGAGUAGAGGUUGAUUCUAGAACUUAUUCUGGUCUCUGUAUAAACUUAAAAUGUUCAGUGCAAUGUGUAUAUUAGAACCAGAAAUAAUUUGCUUGUUAGUUCACCUGAAUUAAAAUCCUCUUGCCGCUUAGGAUUGUUGUUCUGGGCAAUGUAACUGCCAUUCUUUUCAGAACAAGGUUAAAUUAAGAAACCUACCUUACUGUGGUGUUAUCUUACUAGGUAGCAGAGUGAUUUAGUGAGUACAAACUGGUGAGAAUGGAGGAAACGGUUCGCACUGAAAAGACAUGAUGAACAAUCCUGGCAGAAUCCGAACAUGAAGGAUCAUCAAAAUUAAGUGCCAUGGUGUAUUUUUCAAGAAUGGUCUUUUUACGAAUCUUUCAUUGAUACACAAUAACAACAUACAUCCCAUUCAACUGGUCUUGUCAUUUCAACCUUCUAAUGACCAGCCAAUGUUAAUUAUUCAGAUAAUAUUCAAAUUGCUAUGUUGCAAAAAAGAGACCCAAAAGCUGGCAAUGUUAUAAUUUGUCAUUGUGGACAUGUAAAGAAAUUGGAUGGGCAUUAACAACUGGUUCUUUUAGUUCCCUUGCUGUUACAUUGAGAUACAGUUGGUUAAUAGUGUUUGUGACAACGUUCUUGAGACAAAUGAUUAAUACAGAUCUCCAACUUGUACUUCUUUUGGUUCUUGUUCCCAUUCCUUUUAGGGGUAAACUUUGCACUAUUUAAGUUCUAGUUGUAUCAAGGAUUGAUCUCUGCUAUCAAAACUCUUAAUCUUAUAGAUCUAAUCACCUGAAACCAAUUAUCUUCUCCCUCAAAACAUUGCUGUCUUGCACAUGUUCCAUGACUUUAAAUGCAUUGACAAUUUGCUAUCCAGGCCUUUCAGUCAUGAAAUACUAGUGUGUCUUGAUGAUAACUGUUCCACUCCCUUGGUUUGGACCAAGAUUUACAACUUGGUCACAUGUCACCAUGCUCUUGCGAGACAUGAGUUUGAAUUGGUGACAGUUAAAGCUCUUUACUGUUGUGUACAACUUUCAACAUUUGAGGCAGAAGUGACCAGAAUAACAUAAGUACAAAGUUGACUUAGAUUUUUUUGUGUUAAGUGAAGCCUGAGAUUCAAGUAGCAAGUUCACUAAUAUCAGAGAGAUUGAAAGUUAAUGCAUUAUUGAUAAUGGCAGAAUUUCAAUAAGGGUUAAAGAUUCUACUACAACCAAUAAUGCAGUGAGAGCAACAGUGUUUUUUAAUAUUCAAUUUUGCAUUUACAAAAUUAGUUGCCAUACUUUCAAGUACAGCAAUGCCUUUCUUAAGGUGGUGUUUGCAUCCUUUAGAAGUGAUUUUAAGCAAAACUACGUUGAGUGUACAU
Molecule: messenger RNA, 4092 nt
Organism: Hemiscyllium ocellatum (epaulette shark)
Lineage: Eukaryota; Metazoa; Chordata; Chondrichthyes; Orectolobiformes; Hemiscylliidae
Product: importin subunit alpha-5
Exons: 14
Coding region: 123-1742 (539 amino acids)
Biological process (GO): NLS-bearing protein import into nucleus; postsynapse to nucleus signaling pathway
Cellular component (GO): cytoplasm; nucleoplasm; nucleus
Molecular function (GO): protein binding; nuclear import signal receptor activity
Source: RefSeq, a predicted model, not a curated record